Messenger RNA from Ogataea philodendri, 606 nucleotides. RefSeq lists its product as uncharacterized. The record is from RefSeq and is a predicted model, not a curated record. The transcript has 2 exons. The coding region runs from base 1 to 606 and encodes 201 amino acids. Lineage: Eukaryota; Fungi; Ascomycota; Pichiomycetes; Pichiales; Pichiaceae.
AUGGACUUGACAGGGUUUGGAGUUUCUGCGGCACACAAGCCACAGAGUUCUGUUCCGCUGAAACUAAACGCAGCAGUGACAAACACGGCCACAAUGCCUUUGAACCCAGACGGUGUGAACGGGCCUGGAUCGUGCCAGUACCUGCCCAGGAUCGCGUCGUGGUUUGGGACUCCACCAAACAGAAUCACCAGCCCGGUCACCAAAAAGCCCAGAAUGGCAAUGAUCUUGGUGACAGAGAAAACCACUUCCGCGAACCCCGACUGGGCCGAGCCCAGAAAUAGGCCUGUUCCAAUAGAGCCGCCAAGCGAGAUCAUCUGCAUCUGGAACGAGCCAAGCUGGUGUUUCAACGGGGCUGCUCCGUCGGUUUUGGUAGCUGGUUUGAAGGUGUUGAUUUUGCGUUGCAACCAGCCCCCACGAGACUCUUGGACUUGUUGCUGGACAACUUCGGGCCGUUUUUCCAGAUCGUUCAUGAUGAGAUACUUACUCAGAGAUCUGGGUUGUUCCAUUCACGUCUUUAUAGCUGUGCAAACCACCAUAUUCUGUUCAAAAACAGGUUCUACCAGUGCGCCCGAUUCUGUUAUGGCAGACGUUUGGCAAUUUUUUUAA